CACCUUUCACAGCCGGCAGGUGCGUGGCUUGCAGCUUGUACGGCCGCAUCGCUCAUAUUUAGGCUUCGCAUAGUUCCCUUUCUUCAUCGGCAAGCUGCCAGUUCGCGCCGAGAGAGGCGCUGGCACAGCUGCACUCCUCAGGAGCAGCAGCUGUGGCGCCGCUGAAGACGACGGAUCGCAGCGCUGGCGCGCGCCGCCGUGGGCGCAGUCCGACCAACUGUGCUGCCUCAGGCGACGGCAGCACGGUCGGUCCGAUGACGCCGCGGCCGGCACCAUGGCGCGCCUUCGUGGGUCCGCUGCUCAUCGCGGCAUGCCUCCUGUCCCGCCUACUCGUCCCGAGCGAUACGCGCCGCGCGCUGCAAGAGUCGCCGCCCAGCGCUAAAACGUGUGCGGCCGUCGCUAACAGGCGCGGGCCGCGCCUUGUCGCGGUGGGUGACGUCCACGGUGACUUCGAGGCGCUUGCAGACGUCCUGAGCGCCGCGAAGAUCUCAAACGCCAGCUGCGGCUCUUGGACGGGAGGCAAUGCGAUCCUCGUGCAGAUGGGCGACGUAGCAGAUCGCGGCCGAGACGUGCAGAAGGCGAACGCCUGCCUACGACGGCUGCAGCGCCUCGCGCCCGAGACUGGCGGCCAGGUAAUACGACUGGUGGGCAACCACGAGCUCAUGCGCGCUGAGGGUUCCCUUCGCGACGCGCACCCGGCCGAGUCGAGCGCCGCGGCGGUGGCCGGCGUCAUGCAGUGGAAAGUUGACGUGAAGAGCGGUGCCGUACGCGCCUCGUAUUCGGACGGGCCGUACUUUUUCACGCACGCCGGGGUUAGGCCCGCGCUGCUCGAACGUUUGCCGACGUCGUCGAUCGGAGAACUCGUGAGCUACCUCAACGACCGCCUCCGCGACGCCGUCGUCGAGUGCCAGGAGAACCCCGUCCGCGGUCGAUACCUCGAACGCGCGUGUCGCUUCAAGGACGACGUCUUUACGGCGGGCAUUGACCGGGGCGGUCGAGGCGUUGGCGGCACGUUUUGGACGGACUGGCGAAUCCUGGAAGGCUCCCCGGCCGAAGCGCUGCCCGACGCCGUCCAGAUCGUCGGCCACUCAGCCGCCCGGUGCCGGCCGCGGCGCGGAAGCCCCUGCGAGCCGAUCCGGUUUCGGUCCGACCUGCGGGCCGUCGUCAUCGACGCGGGGCUGUCGAAGGCCUACGCGUCGAACCGCGCGUACCUAGAGAUCGAUGGAUCGAUCUACGCGAAAUGGCUCGAGGCCGACUCGUCCGUGUGGCGGAGGCGCGACCUGGCCGGCCCGUGCGAUAUAGCCAGCGGAUCUAAUAAAUAG
This is a messenger RNA of Pelagomonas calceolata, 1322 nucleotides long. The record is from the annotation of a GenBank genome assembly. NCBI's taxonomy places the organism in Eukaryota, Pelagophyceae, Pelagomonadales, Pelagomonadaceae.